AGCCGGGUUGUUCCAUCUAGCGGCGCAAGCCGAAUUCUGCCGAGGGGACCCGACUGCGCCACGGCCCUAAAUUGAAGGCUGCUGGACGCGCCCCACCCAACAGCCAGGUGGAGCCAGCGAUGCUGGCCUGGGAUGCAAGGCCCCGCCCGGGCCCCGGGCCGCCUCUGGCCUUACCCUUCCCGCUGGUACUGCUCAUGGUGUUGAGUGGCUCUGUGUCCGGCCGCGUCCCCCGUUCGGUUCCCAGGACCUCGCUUCCCAUCUCCGGUAAGGCGCGGACGCCCUCGCCCUUAGUCCCUCCCUUGCACCGCGCCCACCCCUCGCCGGCAGGUGUCACCCCAACCCCAAACCCAACCCGGGGACAGCGUCCGGAGCGCCCCAACGCUUUGCACAGCGUCUCACGGCGCACUCUCCGCUGGAACCCGGAUGAAAUCCCCACGCUGUGCUACUCCAUCGCAGGCCCGGCCGGGGCCUCCUCACACCUCGGCUUCCACGACGCACCCUGGCUGCUUCCUCAGGCCCAUACCGUGCAGAUACCGACACUGAGGCCCAGGAAGGGAAUGGGAUUGCUGGAGAGGCUGACGCCUAUCUCACCAGGUUUGCUGUCCCUCAUACAUACGAUUACUCUGUUCUCCUUGUGGAUCCUGCUACCCAAACUCUUUAUGUCGGCGCCCGAGACACCAUCUUCGCUUUAUCUCUGCCCUUCUCAGGGGAGAGACCCCGAAGGAUUGACUGGAUGGUGCCUGAGGCUCACAGACAGAACUGUAAGAAGAAAGGCAAGAAAGAGGAUGAAUGUCACAAUUUUGUCCAGAUUCUCGUCAUUGCCAAUGCCUCUCACCUCCUCACUUGUGGCACCUUCGCUUUUGAUCCGAAGUGCGGGGUUAUUGAUGUGUCCAGUUUCCAGCAGGUUGAAAGACUUGAGAGUGGCCGGGGGAAAUGUCCUUUUGAGCCAGCUCAGCGGUCAGCAGCUGUAAUGGCUGGGGGGAUUCUCUAUGCUGCCACUGUGAAAAACUACCUGGGGACGGAGCCAAUUAUCUCCCGGGCUGUGGGUCGCGCUGAGGACUGGAUUCGCACAGAGACCUUGCCAGCCUGGCUUAAUGCCCCAGCCUUUGUCGAAGCCGUGGCCCUGAGUCCAGCCGAGUGGGGGGAUGAAGAUGGUGAUGACGAAAUCUACUUCUUCUUUACGGAGACUUCCCGAACAUUUGACUCAUAUGAGCACAUCAAGGUCCCACGGGUGGCCCGUGUGUGUGCGGGGGACCUUGGGGGCCGGAAGACCCUUCAGCAAAGGUGGACAACAUUCCUGAAGGCUGACCUGCUGUGUCCAGGCCCUGAGCAUGGCCGAGCCUCCACUGUCCUGCAGGACAUGGCUGAGCUUCGACCUGAUCUUGGAAUAGGAACCCCCGUCUUCUAUGGCAUCUUCUCUUCCCAGUGGGAAGGGGCUGCCAUCUCUGCUAUCUGUGCCUUCAGACCCCAAGACAUUCGGACAGUAUUGAAUGGUUCAUUCAGAGAGCUAAAACAUGACUGCAACAGGGGACUACCUGUCAUGGACAAUGAUGUGCCCCAGCCCAGACCUGGAGAGUGUAUCACCAAGAACAUGAAGCUCCAGCAGUUUGGGUCAUCACUCUCCUUGCCUGAUCGAGUGCUCACCUUCAUCCGGGAUCACCCACUCAUGGACAGGCCAGUGUUUCCCGCUGAUGGUCAUCCCCUGCUGGUCACUACGGAUACAGCCUAUCUCAGAGUGGUGGCCCACAGGGUGACUAGCCUCUCAGGGAAAGAGUAUGAUGUGCUCUACCUGGGUACAGAGGAUGGACACUUGCACCGAGCAGUAUGCAUUGGAGCCCAGCUUAGUGUCCUUGAGGAUCUGGCGUUGUUCCCAGAGCCACAGCCAGUUGAAAACAUGAAAUUAUACCAUGGCUGGCUCCUGGUUGGCUCCCGUACUGAGGUGACACAAGUGAACACAAUCAACUGUGGUCGUCUCCUGAGCUGCUCAGAGUGUAUCCUGGCCCAGGACCCUGCCUGUGCUUGGAGCUUCCAGCUAGAUUCAUGUGUGGCCCAUGCUGGGGAGCUCCAAGGGUUGGUCCAAGACAUAGAGUCAGCAGAUGUCUCUUCUUUGUGUCCCAAAGAGCCUGGAGAACACCCAGUAGUGUUUGAAGUUCCUGUGGCCACAUCUGCACAUGUGGUCUUGCCAUGUUCCCCCAGCUCAGCAUGGGCAUCCUGUGUGUGGCAUCAGCCCAGCGGAAUGACUGCACUCACCCCCCGGCGUGAUGGGCUAGAGGUGGUGGUGAGCCCAGGGGCCAUGGGUGCUUACGCCUGUGAAUGUCAGGAGGGUGGGGCAGCCCGUGUGGUAGCAGCUUACAGCUUGGUGUGGGGCAGCCACCAGGGCCCCUCAAACCGAGCCCACACAGUGGGGGCUGGACUGAUUGGCUUCUUCCUGGGGGUUCUUGUAGCAUCUCUGACUCUCCUCUUGAUUGGUCGGUGUCAGCAGAGACGGCAACAGAGGGAACUUCUGGCUAGAGAUAAGGUGGGCUUAGACCUAGGGGCCCUACCGUCUGGGACCACAAGCUACAGCCAAGACCCUCCCUCCCCUUCUCCUGAAGAUGAGCGGUUGCCUCUGGCCCUGGCCAAGAGGGGUAGUGGCUUUGGUGGCUUCCCUCCACCCUUCCUGCUUGAUCCUUGCUCGAGCCCGGCCCAUAUUAGGCUCACCGGGGCUCCACUGGCCACAUGUGAUGAAACAUCCAUCUAGAGCCAGGCAAAUGAGUGAAUGCUGGAACAAAGUGACCACUGAGACCAGGUCGCUGGGCCUGGAAGACUAUCAUGGCCUCUCAUUUUUUGUUGAGUCUGAAUGAUCACCUGGAUGUCAGUGUCUGCCCUGUCUGGGCCUGGAUGGGCUUGGGGCCAGGCCUUUGUCUGAUUCCUGAUUCCCAUGAGAAUUGGGGCUGCAGUGAAUUAGGUUGCCUCCUCUCCUCAACUUGUGAGCUCCUAUGACCCUUCAGCCAUGAGCUACUAUCUUGGGCCCUUUUUUUGGUUAUGGGGCACAAGAUAGAACCCUGACUGCUUUCUAGGUGGGCUCUGGUCAGGAGGAAGAGCGAUGGAGGUAGUUGGGGGCCAAUAUGAACUGAGUCCUUGAGAUGGUUCUGUUGAUUCUCUAUUUUACUGAUUCUCUGUGGUGAGUGCAUGAUCCCUAUGCUGCAAUGUGGAACCUCUGCCUGAAGCCCCCUACCCCAGUUUUCCUUUUUCCAUGAAAGAGUGUGUGUAAAUACAUUGGUGUUCAUAGAAGACCUGGCUACAUGUGUAUGAGUGACCAGGCUGAAGCUUAGGUGUUGUGGGGAGGGGGGAGGUUGAAGUGGGGCCAAUACCUGCACAACUCCACACCCUGCACCUAGUGAGUGGCUUUUUUUUCUAAAAGGCAACAAAACACUGCCCUCUCUCCAUUGACCCACAACCUUUUUCUAAAUCUGAGUAGAGAGAAGCUCCUGAAGUGAUCUUCUGGGUGGGAAGGGCCCUAUUACGUGUGACCCCAUCCUUCUGUUUAUUUUUGCCACCACUGCCAUGACAUAGAUGCUCUUUCCCUGCCUAGAGUGUAGGUUGAACCUCUUUUCCUUGGCAACCAUUAAAAAUGAACUUCACAACAUUCUAAAUAUUAGAGGACAGCAAAAGGGGUACAGUAACAGGAAAUAUAAGCAGCUUAAAGAUAAGUUGGAUCAGUGACUUUACUCAGGUUGACUCCUCUGCCCUCAAGCAGGAGUCCCCCACCUCAGGUCCAUGGGCUCCCUAAAAUUGUAUGCAAAAUGUUGUCUGUACAUUUGUACAUGUGUGUCUGUAUUUUUCUGGGGGGUGGCUGGUGGGGUAUGGCUUUCAUCAGAUUCUCAAGGCCUUACAACAUUCAAGGACCACUUCCCGGAGGUCACUGCACUUGGGCCAAGCCAAGAAGGUGCCACUCUAUGGCAGCUCCUCCUAGCCUCGCCUUGCUGCCUGUGGCCAGUCCCUGGACUUGUAGCUGCUGAAGGUCCUCCCUCUGUUUCUAUAGUCCAUGGAAGCUGGGUUCUGCAUAUUUGAAGACACUGUCAACUCUCACUCAAUGUCCGGAACUUCCUGCUUUGUAAUUCCCACGUGCUCUAGGCUUCUCCUGCCCGGUCCUGGUCUUGGCCUGUGAAUGUGCCUCUUUCAUCCCUAGUGAGGGACUCCUUCAAGGUCCAGUGAAUGGCCUAGUCCUUUCCAGUUGAAGUUUUCUGCUCUACUUUCCUUGACAGCAGCCUGUGAACUACUCAAGAGUCCCCUUGGGUUUGAAAUUUCAGUGGGUUUGCCAUGAAGAAGCAUAUAAUCUUGGGGAUGUAUUCUAACCUAGGGACAUUGGCUUACUCAUCUGUAAAACGGGGAUAGUAAUACCUACCUCAGGGUUGCUGCAAGGAUUAAAUGAGAAAACAUGUAAACAAUAAAGCACUAUAUGUACAAGUA
This is a messenger RNA of Heterocephalus glaber (naked mole-rat), 4452 nucleotides long. RefSeq names its product ssemaphorin 4F (gene Sema4f). Gene Ontology annotation, cellular component: plasma membrane. Gene Ontology annotation, biological process: semaphorin-plexin signaling pathway; positive regulation of cell migration; neural crest cell migration. The record is from RefSeq and is a predicted model, not a curated record. Gene Ontology annotation, molecular function: chemorepellent activity; semaphorin receptor binding. NCBI's taxonomy places the organism in Eukaryota, Metazoa, Chordata, Mammalia, Rodentia, Bathyergidae.